Pseudo-nitzschia multistriata is the source of this 2486-nucleotide messenger RNA. The record is from the annotation of a GenBank genome assembly. NCBI's taxonomy places the organism in Eukaryota, Bacillariophyta, Bacillariophyceae, Bacillariales, Bacillariaceae.
GCACUUGCUACGAAAUUCGUGGCGAGGAAUUUUCGGCAAUUGUACCUUCUUCUAACUAUAAUGAAAGAAGAUGAGUUUGAUCCUCCAGAAUCGAUGAUCUUUUGAAAGCUCACGAAGGACAAUAUUAUCAAUUCUGCACAUUGGGACGCAAUCCUCACCAACCUAGCAUCUGAUACAGUAUCAAUAGAAGAUGAUGGAAAUGCCUGUUGGACAAGCGGACGUCGGUGUUUUGCUUGUCGUUGCUCUUUUGGCCUCGGCCUUUCUCACCAACCGAUCCCUGACCCGAGGUUGUUCAACUCCAUGUACACCUAGACGCAUGCUCAAGAAGAACAAGGACACCGGCUCCGAAGAGAUAGACGCAAUGGAAACAGAAACGUCCGAGGGUCUUGACAAGGCACCAGUGAUCGUCUUCCAUCACUUUGGCUCCAAAAGCUUUAACGAUAAGAUUCUUUUGUUCGAGACCGUCAGUGUGAGAUUGGAGACUCUCCUUCAGUUUGCAGUGAAAGACUGUUCGCAACGCGUGCGACUCAUUCACUUUCUUCCCGAGGACGCGGGAGCUUCGGUAUUGCACGAGAUGAUGCACGAGAUGGGACACGAUUAUUCGGCUACAUUCAAGGAGGCAAAAAGCUACAAGGAGGUGGCGAAGCUCGUUGGAUCUUCUCGAGUUUGCGUCUGCAGCGGAAACUUCGACAAGGCGCUCUACACGAUUCAUGAACUGAAGGCUAACGGCGCAGAUGUGGGCGUCCUGCUCUCACUAAGCCUUUCUUGUAUGCGUUCUGGCAGCUUCAAUCGAGCGGACCUCCUCUCCCACGUCGAAGAAAUUCUCGAGGCGAAGAUCUUGUCGACCACCAAAGCGGCCGUAAAGUGGCUUCUACCAGACGGCCCGUCUCUUUCGGCUGCUGCCGAGAAGAGAUGUGAAGAAACUCACCUAAAAAUAAAGAUUGUACCCGAAGGCGUGGUCGUCAAACCGGAGCUGAAAGAAGACCAUAGGUUGCUCAUCUCGACCAUUUUUAAGGAGAACGUCUGCAAGGUGGAGCUGAAGAAGAUCGGCAAGGGCUUCUCGAAGGCGCACAAGUUCUUUUGUACACCCACAAUCACGACUAACGAGGGAGCGAAGGCGAAAGGGGCCAUGAUAUUCCUCAAGAUGGGAGAUGAGGAGGAGGUGGCGAAAGAGCUCGAUGUCACCCGCCAGAUGAUGAUGACCCUCGGAAACAACUGUCCACAGGUGAUCAAUUACGCGGAGGCGGGAGAGACCGGCGGUAUGCUUCUCACGCUGGCAAACAUGGGCGACGACGGUCCGAAGGGAUUUGCGACACUAUAUAGCGACCUCCUGAACGCUGCAGGAGAAGGGAAGGCACAGAAACAGAAAGAUCUAUCAGAAAGACUCGAAAGCGCUGUCGAGUACGUUUUUGGGACCCUGUGUGUACGUCUUCAUCGCGCGAAGGCGCGCUCGGAGGCCUUCUCGGCUGCAAGCUGCCUGGGGCUAUGCUACGACUACGACGGUAAAGAUCCCACCGAGAUGAAAGAAAAUCGGCUCUCGUCGUUUUGGGUGCUGCAGAAAGUUUGGAGGAAGUGGGGUGGCACUGGAAAGCUGGCUUCGUCCGUACAGAAUAAAAUGAGGGAAGUGCUCGGUGAGGACGAGGCGAACCAUCCUACUGUGAACUUUGGCGGCGGGCUUGAGCUGCCAAACAUUGUCCCGGCCCUGCUUCAAGACAACGAAAAGCUCCGUGCGCUAGCAGAGAAGACGGCAAAGUAUUCGCAGUGCCUGGUUCACGGCGAUCUUCACGGUGACAACAUCAUGAUCGACUCAAAGGAUAACCGCUACUUGAUCGACUUCGGCAGGACGGGUAUAGGCCACGCAUUUGAGGAUCUAACCUGGCUCGAAAGCUUCUGUGCCAUGGAAUAUUGCGAUUGGAACGAGGUUGAAUUGGCCGAUGCACUCAAGAUCGUUCCGAGUCUAGCAGCCGCGUUUACGAUCGACACAUGCCAGGCCAAAGCGCUCGAUGAUGCUCUCACCGCAUCGCUGACGGAACCACGGGUCAUCGCCAUGUGGAGCAUUGUCCGAGCACUUCGCGUCAAGCUGGGCGAUUUCCUCCCUGAUUUCGCCGACGAAAAGGCCGUGAAGGUCGUCGAAGAAAAUGCUGACAUGGCCAGGCUGCUAUGUCUGCGAAACGCGCUUUUCUUGGGUUGUGCGCCAUCUACCAAGCCAGCGAUUAAGAAGUUUGCGUUUGCACUCGCGUGCGCGUACGGAAAGGAGGUCGUAACAAUGCUAUCAUAGUGGUUGUCGAGGGAGUGCUUUUAUAGCACCAAACACCAUCCGACUUGUGGUAUGGAUACCUCAUCGACGCUCACCAAGGUGAUUUUCUUAUCAUUGCCAAAAACAUUAGGUUGCAAUGAGUAUAGUAGUGUCCUGUGCUUCUCCAAGAUGAACAAUCUAUCACGAAGCAAUAGUUUAUUGUUUGUAAUCAUAAACGCGCUUUCAUUCU